Pongo pygmaeus (Bornean orangutan) is the source of this 2756-nucleotide messenger RNA. It is a transcript of the gene TMEM38B, whose product is annotated as transmembrane protein 38B. Lineage: Eukaryota; Metazoa; Chordata; Mammalia; Primates; Hominidae. The record is from RefSeq and is a predicted model, not a curated record. Gene Ontology annotation, biological process: potassium ion transmembrane transport. The coding region runs from base 158 to 1033 and encodes 291 amino acids. Gene Ontology annotation, cellular component: membrane. Gene Ontology annotation, molecular function: potassium channel activity; identical protein binding. The transcript has 6 exons.
GCGCGGCCCCGCCCCCUCGGCGCCAGGGCGCACGCGCAGAGCUGGAGCCGGCGCGGAGGAGGGGGCGGCCGCGGCUGUCCAGUCUCCUACCCCUCACCGCGCGCGCGCGGGGACCCAGUAGCCGCGGCUGCUUCGGUUGCCGCGGUCGGUGGUCGUUAUGGAUUCUCCAUGGGACGAGUUGGCUCUGGCCUUCUCCCGCACGUCGAUGUUUCCUUUUUUUGACAUCGCGCACUAUCUGGUGUCAGUGAUGGCGGUGAAACGUCAGCCGGGAGCAGCUGCAUUGGCAUGGAAGAAUCCUAUUUCAAGCUGGUUUACUGCUAUGCUCCACUGUUUUGGUGGAGGAAUUUUAUCCUGUCUACUGCUUGCAGAGCCUCCAUUGAAGUUUCUUGCAAACCACACUAACAUAUUACUGGCAUCUUCAAUCUGGUAUAUUACAUUUUUUUGCCCGCAUGACCUAGUUUCCCAGGGCUAUUCAUAUCUACCUGUUCAACUACUGGCUUCGGGAAUGAAGGAAGUGACCAGAACUUGGAAAAUAGUAGGUGGAGUCACACAUGCUAAUAGCUAUUACAAAAAUGGCUGGAUAGUCAUGAUAGCUAUUGGAUGGGCCCGAGGUGCAGGUGGUACCAUUAUAACGAAUUUUGAGAGGUUGUUAAAAGGAGAUUGGAAACCAGAAGGUGAUGAAUGGCUGAAGAUGUCAUACCCUGCCAAGGUAACCCUGCUGGGUUCAGUUAUCUUCACAUUCCAGCACACCCAGCAUCUGGCAAUAUCAAAGCAUAAUCUUAUGUUCCUUUAUACCAUCUUUAUUGUGGCCACAAAGAUAACCAUGAUGACUACACAGACUUCUACUAUGACAUUUGCUCCUUUUGAGGAUACAUUGAGUCGGAUGCUAUUUGGCUGGCAGCAGCCGUUUUCAUCAUGUGAGAAGAAAAGUGAAGCAAAGUCACCUUCCAAUGGCACUGGGUCAUUGGCCUCAAAGCUGGUAGAUGUUGCUUCAGAUAAUGUUAAAAAGAAACAUACUAAGAAGAAUGAAUAAAUUUAUGUGAUGAGCUCUACAAGGCCAAAAAUUUUUUUUCUUACCUACCUGUUAGUUGUGCUAAUUUUUCUGUGUAUGUGAUGUGAAAUGAAGACUAUAUAUAUGGAAUGGAGGUGACAGAAAGAAAGAAAUUCUUUGAGGGAGACUUCCCCUUUCUGGAUUGUAAUUGUUGAGUGUUAUGAGUGUAUCAUGUGAUUAUGCUUUACUGGUAUAAGAGAUUCUGUUGUGAUUAUUUGAAUAGUUUUAUAUUAAUAAAAGAAGGCAAAAUUUUUUAAAUGUUAGAAAAAGCAGAUCUGUCAUUGCAAAGUAACAAAAAUUUUAAGCUUUUAAAAAUGUAGAUAUUCUCAUAUUUUAAAAAUUUGAAUCUAUUUGAGCUUUAGUUCAGCAGAAUUAAAUUUUACUUUACAUUAUCAUUAAAAUUGCUAGGUAUGGAAAACAAUUCCUAUUUUAUUUUGAACACUGAGAAGAGUAAACUUUUCCUAAAACACUUUAUAUUAUAAAUGAAAAUAAAUUGCUAGUUUAUAUUUUAGAUAUAAACAUCAUAUUUUUUAUUAAUGCCUACAUCAAAUGGAAAAUAUCUGAAAUUUUUUUUCCAUAGCAGUUAUUUUCUACUAGAAGUAAUUUUACUACUUUUCUUUUAGAACAGAGUAAGAGUCUUAAUCUGAAGUCUUUUUCAUGCCCUUGUUUUUAAAAAACUCCUUUUUUUCCCCUCGAAAAAAUCAAGGGUGUAAUUUUUAAUAAAUUGUUAAUCCUAUGUUUUGUAAUUUUCAUUUUAGGAGCUUGACUUAUUUUUUUCUCUCUCAUAAAAACACAUUUGUUUUAAUUGUAGGAGAAAUUACUUUUCUCAGCAUUUUGCAUGUUCUUUCUAAUCUUCGUUGGUCUGAAUAUAUUGGUAGUAAUUACUGUAAUUAUUCAACAAAAACUAUAUCCGUUGAAAAAUUUUUCCACUAUGUCUUCUUUCUAGUGGCUACUGUUUUAGUUUUCUAGUUGAAUAUCUCUGACAAGCUUUCGUAUGGUUUUGUGGUAUUUUCAUCUACAUGUAAUGUGUUAUUAAUUUUAUUUUAAAUGAAAACUAAUCACCUUCAUGUGGAAAUGCUCUGAGAAUUCUCCUCAGGCAUUUGGUAGUAACCAGCUAACCAAGAAGAAACAGAGAAACCAGAACUUCAUAUGGCAGUCCAUUCAGAUGAAGAAUGAUGACAUAAAAUCUGGUUCCUUCUUAGCAAAAUAAAAAACAAACAAGAAAAGAUAUUAAAUGAUGUUAAUUUUCUUACUUUAUGAUUUAGAAGUCCAGUUAUAAUAUUAAAACUCUGUGACAUAGUUUCUUUUACCAAAACCAUGAACCUACUCCCUGUAUCAGGUAUUUUCGAUGGUUUGGAAGUACUCAAGUCACAUUCAAGUUAGAAGUUUUUUUUUGUUGUUGUUAUUUUAAAUUUUUAACAAAUAUAAACACCAGCAGGUACUAUUACUUGCUUAAAAAAUUGGGAGGGGGCACUUUUCAUAGUCUUGGAAUGCUAAGAAGUUUAUUUUUAAUAUUGUGACAGAAAGUAUUUAAGAGCUGUGUAUUAUAUUUGAUACUCUUACAGUUAAAAACUUUUCAAAAUUAAUACAUUGUUAAUUAUUGACCAGUUUUGAAGUUUGGGUUUAACUGUAGUUGAAAUGGAAGGACUCUUGUUUUACACUUGUAUUAAAGAUAAAUUUAUUAAAAUAAGUUAUUUAGCACCAA